This is a messenger RNA of Pelobates cultripes (western spadefoot toad), 807 nucleotides long. The record is from the annotation of a GenBank genome assembly. Lineage: Eukaryota; Metazoa; Chordata; Amphibia; Anura; Pelobatidae.
AUGCAGAAAUCAACUAAAAAAGUUUAUCCUGGAGCUGCCGCUUUAAAACAACUUAAGACUCCAGAAAAGACAGCGGGCGAUGGCACGACUAAAUUACCAGUGGCCCGCGCUAUUCUACCAUCAUGCAAGUCCCUUGUGGCCCCUGCUAAUAAUUGGGCUGCUGAGGCUGACACCGCAGCGGUUCACGAUGUGGGUGGCCUGAUGAGGUCCGCAAUCUGUCCUAGAUCGGGAUCCACAAGCAUUAUGGAGAUAGAGCAGACUGGGAAUGCCAUGGGAUCGUUCACUGCAUCCCAUGACAGAAGCCGGGAAGGUAGGCAUAAAGAGAGGUCACGUUCAUGAGCCGAACGUACCUCAGAUGACAGAGGCUUUAGGGGGGUGGCAGGCGCACCUUUGACACCCCCCUAUGCAAGUGAGGGAAGCAGAAGUCUGAUUGGAAGCUCUGCUGUGGUCGUGAGCGGGGAGGAAGUGAAGGCUACGGCCAUGGCUAGCUGGGCUGUGCAUGCAAAAACCACACUGAGCAGACACAAAGGGAGACCCAGUUCGGGAAACGAAUGGGUCUCUGAGGAUGAGAGCUCAGGGGAUGCCGCGAGUGUGUUCGCAACAUCUCGGGACAAUGAAUCUGUCACAGCACUAACCUGCUGGGUGUCAACGCGUGCAGACAGGAGUGAAAUUACUGCCACUGAUACUGUACCAGUUCAGAGAGCAGACACAGCUGCUGCUGAAAACACUGCCACAAUUGUAUUGACAGGGUUUAAAUCAUAUCUGACAAAAGAUAAGUUGCAGGACCACAAGCAUCAAUAUAAUUAA